AUGUGUGGUAUUUGUUGUGUGCUGAGCUUGUCCCCCUCCCAGCUUGUGCUGGAGAAGAGUGUGCAUGAAAACCUAAGGAAAAGAGGGCCUAACUCCAGUUGCAACAUCACCAAAACUGCUUCAAAUCCCCACUACCAGUGUCUGUUCUCUGCUCAUGUACUUCACAUGAGAGGUUGCCUUGCCCCUCAGCCAGCACAAGACAGUAACAGGAAUGUAUUGAUGUGGAAUGGAGAGGUUUUUGGAGGACUGUUAUUGAGACCAGAAGAGAAUGACACUGAUGUUCUUUCCCACCACCUCUCAGCCUGCAACAGCCCUACAGAGAUCCUGUCUGUCCUGGCCAAUGUCAGAGGACCCUGGGCUUUUACAUAUUACCAACAGGCUGGACACUAUCUUUGGUUUGGGAGAGACUUCUUUGGCCGGCGAAGCCUGCUUUGGCAAUAUGAUGCUGAGGAGAAGUCUUUGACUCUGACGUCUGUGGCUGCCUGUCUCCCUGGCUCUGACGGACCACCACAGUGGCAAGAGGUUCCAGCAGUUGGUGUUUACAGGAUUGAUCUGAGGGCGUUUGCAGAGUCUGGCUGUUUGACCUUUGAGGUUUAUCCAUGGGUUCACGCAGGCGAGAAUCUAUCGUCUGUUAGUCAUGAAUCUAAGUGGGAGGGUAUCCCUAGUUACACCUCAGCAAUGAUGAACAAUUCAGGUCUCUCCCUCACCUCUCCAGUUUGCCCACUGAACAUGUCAAUCCCUCAGUUGUUGAAGGAGGUAGAACAUGAUCCAAGCUCACAGUCCUCAGUUGAAGAUCUGGAGGUGAUGCUAAAGUCUGGCGAGAGAGAGCCUGUGGUAAAUUGUCUCAUUGAUGUACUCAGUGAGGCAGUACGGAGGCGUGUGCAAUGUCUUCCCUUUGAUACACAGGUGACAUCACCACUGACCAAUAACGAGGCAGCAAUCGCAAUCCUUUUCUCAGGAGGGAUUGAUUCCAUGGUUCUGGCAGCCCUGGCCGACCGCCACAUCCCAACCCACCAACCAAUCGACCUUCUGAAUGUGGCAUUCAAACUGCAGGAACCAAAAAUUCAGAAGGAGUCUACCAAAAAAAGCAAAAAGCACAAAACAAAGCCAAUGGAUUCUAAAACUGACGUGGCUGAUUCCAAUGUGUAUAACCCCUUCGGCGUUCCAGACAGGAUCACUGGCAGAGCAGGCCUGCAAGAGCUUCAGGACUUGAACCCAGAGAGAAGAUGGAAUUUUGUUGAAAUCAAUGUUUCUCAGGAGGAGCUGCAGAAAAUGCGCCAUGAGCGCAUCUGUCACCUGGUGCACCCAUUGGAUACCGUGCUUGAUGACAGCAUUGGAUGUGCUGUGUGGUUUGCGGCGAGAGGAACCGGCUUCCUCACAGAAGGCAACGAAGAGAGGGGGUUCACUUCAUCUGCCAAGGUGAUUUUGACCGGUAUUGGAGCUGAUGAGCAGCUGGCAGGGUACUCCAGACACCGAGUCCGCUUCAAGACCUCUGGGCAAGAGGGUCUGGUCCAAGAGCUGGCCAUGGAGCUGGGCAGAAUCUCCACAAGGAAUCUGGGUCGAGAUGACAGAAUCAUAGCAGACCAUGGGAAGGAGGCUAGGUUUCCCUAUUUGGACGAGGAUGUGGUGUGUUUCCUGAAUGCCCUGCCAGUGUCUGAGAAGGCAGAUCUGUCCCUGCCUCGAGGUGUAGGGGAGAAACUGCUACUGAGGCUGGCUGCCAAGAAACUGGGUCUGGGGGCCUCUGCUCUACUGCCUAAGAGAGCCAUGCAGUUUGGUUCCCGCAUUGCAAAGAUGGAAAACAGCCACGAGAAGGCCUCAGACAAGUGCAAGAGACUCCUCACACCUUAGGUCAGCAUAGCAUUUAAUCAGGAAUGUUCUCUUUUUUACACUGUAUUGACAUAAAGAAACUAAGUCAUCCUCUUAAUUAGUGUCACAGUGAGCCAAAAUAUGAACAGACAUGUUUUAAUUUCAGACAAAUAUACAAAUACACAUUUUGAUUGUAAUAUAUUUUGAAUAUGUUCAUUUUCAAAAUGUUUUCUAAUCUUCAAGGCACAAAUAAAGUUACCAUUUUCUUCA
Coregonus clupeaformis (lake whitefish) is the source of this 2076-nucleotide messenger RNA. It is a transcript of the gene asnsd1, whose product is annotated as asparagine synthetase domain containing 1. The transcript is spliced from 3 exons. Bases 1 to 1848 code for a protein of 615 amino acids. The record is from RefSeq and is a predicted model, not a curated record. Gene Ontology annotation, molecular function: asparagine synthase (glutamine-hydrolyzing) activity. NCBI's taxonomy places the organism in Eukaryota, Metazoa, Chordata, Actinopteri, Salmoniformes, Salmonidae.